AUUUGGGGGGCUUAUUUCUUGGGCAAGAAUUCGCAGGAAUUUCCUCUCAAGGGGACUCGUCCUGCAUGAAAAGUAGGGACUGGACCCCCAAGCUUGUUGGUGUCUCCCUCUCCGUGCUGUAGAAGCUCUCAGGAUGGACUCAUAUCUGAUCCAAGUCAAUGGCCAUGGGGAUCAUGCUCCUAUGCUGGAUGUUCAUCUCAAGACCAACGGGAGCAGCAUAUCACUGGGGAAGGUGAAGGCCCGGAAGCCAAGAUGGGCCGUCAGGGCUUCUGAAAUGUCAAAGAAGACUUUCAAUCCUGUCCGAGCCAUUGUAGACAGCAUGAAGGUGGAGCCAAACCCAAAGAAAGCUAUGAUCUCCUUGUCCUUAGGAGACCCAACGGUAUUUGGAAACCUUCCAACAAAUGAUGAGGUCACACUGGCUGUGAAGGAGGUUUUGGACUCGGGACGUUACAAUGGCUAUGCCCCAUCUGUUGGCUACCAGUCCUGCCGGGAAGCCGUGGCCUCAUACUACAACUGCCCAGAGGCACCACUGACGGCCCAGGACGUCAUCUUAACAAGUGGCUGCAGCCAGGCCAUAGAGCUUGCCUUGGCAGUGCUGGCCAACCCAGGCCAGAACAUCCUGGUGCCACGGCCUGGCUUCUCCCUCUACAAGACUCUGGCGUUGUCUAUGGGAAUUGAAGUCAAACUCUACAACCUCUUGCCAGAGAAGGGCUGGGAAAUUGAUUUGGAGCACUUGGAGUCUCUGGUGGAUGAGAAGACAGCUUGCCUCAUUGUGAACAACCCAUCGAACCCCUGUGGCUCUGUGUUCAGCAAGAGCCACCUCCAGAAGAUCCUGGCAGUGGCAUCAAGACAGUGCGUGCCCAUCCUUGCUGACGAGAUCUACGGAGACAUGGUGUUUGCUGACUGCAAGUAUGAACCCAUUGCAACCCUCAGCACCAACGUGCCCAUCUUGUCCUGUGGUGGCUUGGCAAAGCGGUGGCUAGUCCCAGGCUGGCGGAUGGGCUGGAUCCUAAUUCAUGAUAGGAGAGACAUCUUUGGUAAUGAGAUCAGGGAUGGCCUUCUAAGACUGAGUCAAAGGAUCCUAGGGCCCUGUACAAUUGUCCAAGGAGCACUGGAACGUAUCUUGCAGCGAACACCUCCUGAGUUCUACCACAACACCCUCAGCAUGCUCAAGUCCAAUGCUGACCUUUGUUAUGCCGCUUUAUCAGCUAUCCCUGGCCUCCAGCCUGUCCGGCCGGCCGGAGCCAUGUACCUGAUGGUUGAGAUUGAGAUGGAGCAUUUCCCUGAGUUUGAAAACGAUGUGGAGUUCACCGAGCGACUCAUCUCAGAACAGUCUGUGUUCUGCUUGCCAGCCACGUGCUUUGAGUACCCCAACUUCUUCCGCGUGGUGAUCACCGUGCCUGCGGAAAUGAUCUUGGAGGCCUGCAGUCGCAUUCAGGAGUUCUGUGAGAUGCACUACCAGGGUGCUGAGGGUGCCCAGGAUCUGGAGUGUGACAAGUAGCCACAGGUGGCCUCCUGCCUCUGCCAGGUUAGACCUUGUGUGAGGCAGCAUCCAGGCAGGCAGGGCUGCUUCCAGCCAGCCCCGCAUCCCCCUGUCUGAAGCAGCAGGACCGCGGCUGCUUGCACUUUUUAUUCUCCACACACCCCUCAGCACUAUGGGAAGAAGCAGCCGCUUCUCUCUCCUCCUCCACUGCAGCUUGCACACCCUCUGGCACCCCGUGCCCGUGGUCUCCGCAUACUCUGUAUUUGCACCCUGUGUUGGUCCCUGCUGCCUGCAGAGCAGCUGCGGGCAGGGGCACAUGGCUGCUCCUGUGCCCAGCCCCACAGCCCAGCACCCUCGUGCCCAGUAGCUCCUGUGCUGGCUGCCCUUCCCCUUGGGGACAGGAGGCCACAGUCUCGGAGGACAAAAGAAAAGUACCCACCUCUCACUUACCUGUGUUAUCUUAGGAGACCAGAGCUCUUUAUACCGAGCCCUUUGUGUGACAAAGGGAGUAAGUUAUUGUGACUUUUUUUUAUUAAUAAACAUUCUGACGUGCCAGUCUCUGCA
Messenger RNA from Calidris pugnax (ruff), 2047 nucleotides. RefSeq names its product tyrosine aminotransferase (gene TAT). Gene Ontology annotation, molecular function: pyridoxal phosphate binding; L-tyrosine:2-oxoglutarate transaminase activity. Lineage: Eukaryota; Metazoa; Chordata; Aves; Charadriiformes; Scolopacidae. Bases 134 to 1501 code for a protein of 455 amino acids. The transcript has 12 exons. The record is from RefSeq and is a predicted model, not a curated record. Gene Ontology annotation, biological process: biosynthetic process; aromatic amino acid catabolic process.